UCUCUCUCUAUCUCUACUGUAACCCAACAAGCAUAAAAAGCUCUUCGUUACAGAAGAUAGUUUCAGAGAUAAAGAGAGAAGAAGAACAACAAGUAGUGGUAGAUACAUUUCUGGUAACACAUAUUCAUGCUCUCAGCAGAGGGAGCAAAACACUGUCUUGGAAUACUCCAAAUCUGCUUCUUCUUCUCUCCCCACUCUCUCAUCAUCAUCAUCAACUCCAUUUCUGGUUAUUAUUAUCAACACGAAUCCCUUGAUUCUUGGUGGAAAAGAAUAGUACAAAAUGAAUAGACAAGUAGAGUUUCAUUACAUAAAUACGGGAUUUCCGUAUACAGUCACUGAAAGUUUUAUGAACUUGUUUGAUGGAUUAACAUACAGCCAAGCAGAAUUUUCUUUCCCGGCACCAACACAUGAUCAGGACUUUGCAUAUUGGUCAAUGCAGGCUGGAUCGAACAAAUUUGGCCCAUCUAUUCCUGGAAAUCAAUACUAUGGUUAUGGCCAUCCUUAUGCGGUAAAUGACCUCGUACCUAGAAUGGAUGAAGGCAGGAGAGUUUGGGAGAACUCUUCAGUGGCUAAUCAUGAAGAAGCAGAACCGCUAGUAAUGCAUGUUGGAGAAACUUUUAAUACAAACCUGCAAUCUAGCCCUGAAGAAUGCGUUCGGAGUAAUCAUAAUGCAAGUAGUUCUCAGGUUAUUUGGCAGGACAAUGUUGAUCCAGAUAACAUGACAUAUGAGGAGUUACUAGAUUUAGGAGAAGCUGUUGGAACACAUUGUCGAGGGCUUUCCCAAGAACUUAUUUCAUCUCUUCCAGUCACAAAGUUCAAAUGUGGUCGAUUUUUUUCAAGAAAAAAAUCUCGUGGUGAAAGGUGUGUAAUAUGUCAGAUGGAAUAUAAAAAAGGGGACCGUCAAAUUACUCUUCCAUGCAAACAUGUCUACCAUACAAACUGCGGCUCCAAAUGGCUUAGUAUCAACAAGGCAUGUCCAGUUUGCUAUAAGGAGGUGUUUGGUGAGGAUUCCAAGCACUAAAUCAUAUUACUAACAUGGUGAGAAAAAAAGAUAAAAAGUCAGUUCCUGCAACAAACAAACCAAGCUUCAUCUUCAAAAUUGCCCUUUUUUUCAUCUAGUUUCAUUUUUCUUACUCCAUACAAAAUGAUAGUCGAGGGGCCUCACUUAUUUCUCUCUUUCCUUUUUCCUCCUUUGUUUACACGUUUUUAGUUAGUAGUAGAAUUACAGAAGAACCAUUUUAUGUUUCUUUGUUACACUACAAGAAUGUUAAUAACAAUUUUAGAUAAUCUUUGGCGAGUAAGUGGUUGACAAUAUUCGUAGUAUGGAGGUA
Molecule: messenger RNA, 1331 nt
Organism: Papaver somniferum (opium poppy)
Lineage: Eukaryota; Viridiplantae; Streptophyta; Magnoliopsida; Ranunculales; Papaveraceae
Product: E3 ubiquitin-protein ligase BIG BROTHER
Exons: 8
Coding region: 281-1021 (246 amino acids)
Biological process (GO): protein ubiquitination; negative regulation of organ growth
Molecular function (GO): ubiquitin-protein transferase activity; ubiquitin conjugating enzyme binding
Source: RefSeq, a predicted model, not a curated record